Messenger RNA from Melozone crissalis (California towhee), 9155 nucleotides. RefSeq names its product leucine rich repeat kinase 2 (gene LRRK2). The record is from RefSeq and is a predicted model, not a curated record. Lineage: Eukaryota; Metazoa; Chordata; Aves; Passeriformes; Passerellidae. Gene Ontology annotation, molecular function: protein kinase activity; ATP binding; protein binding. The coding region runs from base 57 to 7655 and encodes 2532 amino acids. Gene Ontology annotation, biological process: protein phosphorylation. The transcript has 51 exons.
CCCUGCGCUCGUCCCGCCGACCGGCGGAUGGGCACAGCGAGGGCAGCGGCUCGGCCAUGGCCAGCGGCGGCCCCGAGGAGGGAGAGGCGGUGGCGGGGGAGGAACAAGCCCUGAGGAAGCUGGUCGUCCGGCUCCAGAACGUCCAGGAGAGGAAGCGGCUGGAGACGCUGGUGCAGACCCUGAGCGACCUGCUGGAGCUGGCGGCCCGGCAGAGCGCUCCCCGGCUCUUCAGCGGCAAAAACGUCCACGUGCCACUGCUGCUGGUGGUGGAUCUGUACCCGGGAGCGGCGGGCGUGCAGCAGAUGGGCUGGUCACUUCUUUGUAAAUUAAUAGAAAUUUGUCCAAAUACUCUACAAAACAUAGCUCCUAAGGAUGUUGGGAAGGACUGGGAAGUACUGGGUGUUCACCAGCAGAUUCUUAAAAUGCUUACAGUCCACAAAGGAAAUGUAAAUCUUUCAGUUAUAGGACUAAAAGCAUUAAAUCUACUCCUCAUGUCAGACAUAAUUGCUUUCCUGCUCUUGGAAGAAGAGGUGGAUGUGUUUUCCUUGGUGUUUAAUGCCAUGCACACCUUCCCUAAAAAUGAAGAGAUCCAGCAGCAUGGAUGUAAAGCCUUACACAAACUUUUUGAGAAAGUUCCAGAAGAGCAGCUGACUGAAUUUGUUGAAAGCAAAGAUCAUAUGAUCAUACUGAAAGUUUUUAAAGAGUUUCCAGAGAAAGAAGAGGUGAUCCUUCCUGCACUUUAUUCAUUACAUUCCUUAGCUGGUCCACCCAGCAAUGUUGAAGUGCUCAUGUCGGGAAAUGUUCGCUGCUACAAUGUUAUAGUGGAAAUGAUGAAAAGUUUCCCCAGCAGUGAAGCAGUUCAGGAAGUGAGUUGCUGUUUGUUGCACAAGCUUACAUUGGGAAAUUUUUUCAAUAUCCUUGUAUUACAUAAAGUUCCAGAAGUCAUUGUGAAAGCUGUUACAACAUAUCCUGAAAAUGCAAAGUUACAAGCUGCAGCUCUCAGUUGUUUAGCUCUUCUAACUGAAACAAUAUUCUUAAACCGGGACUUAGAGGAAAGAAAAGAAGAGGAGGAGGAAGAAAAGUUCUGCUGGUUGGAAGCGUGUUACAGAGCAUUAGAACUGCACCGAAAAAAUACAGAUGUGCUGGAGGCUGCGUGCUGGGCUUUGAAAAAUCUGUUUCUGUAUCAACGCAACCUUCAUGAGAAGAUUGGAGAUGGAGAUAAUCAGUUCCCAAUAGACAGAGCAGUGAUGCUGUCCAUGCUGAUGCACUCCUCUUCAAAAGAAGUGUUUCAGGCAGCUGCUAGCACCUUGGCAAUUUUGUCACAACAAAAUGUAAACAUUAGGAAGACACUACUGGCAAAAGGCAUACAUAUGAAUGUUUUGGAUAUAAUGAGGAAACAUCCACAUUCUCCUGAAAUGGUUGAAAGUGCCUGCAGGAUUCUGAAUCAUGUUUUCGAAGGAAGUUUCCCUCAUCUGGAUGUAAUGACAGUAGCAGUAUCAGAAGUUGUAAAAGCCAUGAGGAGACAUGAAAAAUCACUCUCUGUACAACUGGAAGCACUUCGAGUCCUUUUACACUUCAUGAUGCCCAGUACAAAGAAUGAACACCAGAAUGGUUCUUCCAGAGAUGUGGGAGAUGCUGCUUUUGCACUUACAGGAAAAGUCAUUAAAAGCCAGUGUCUGUUGGAGGGAACUCACUCAUUGGUGCUUAAUGCUUUAAACAGGUUUAUUGGAAAUCCUAGCAUUCAGAAGUGUGGAUUGAAACUGCUUGGUUCUGUAGCUGAGUGCACAGGUGCACUGGAAAUUUUAACCCAGCAAGGAGCUACUGACACUGUGCUUCACACCCUACAGAUGUAUCCAGAUGAACAAGACAUACAGUGUUUGGGUUUGAGUCUUCUGCGCUCUUUGAUCACACGGAGGAGUUUGUGCAUUGCCACCAUGCACGUCCUGUCAGCAGUUCUGGUUUCUACCCUGCGACGAUUUAAAGAGGUCACUGAAAUCCAGAUGCAUGGAUUUCAUGCAAUCUUGGCAAUUCUUGGUUUGUCACCUUGUUUUGCAAAGCUGCUGGUAAAUGAAUCAUUUGACACAGUCAUUUUCUAUCAGAUGUCUAUGUGUUUCACUGACCAGCGAGAUCAACAGUUUCAAAGCCUGUGUUGUAGAUGUUUUGCUAAAAUAGCUGAAAAUGAUGAGUUAAAAAAUACAAUGCUAGAAAAAGCAUGUAUGGAGUACAAUAGUAUUAUGGCUGAAUGUUUACUUUUACUGGGAGCUGAUGUUAAUAAGAAGACAAAGACAAACUCUUUGAUCUAUCAGGUUUGUGAGAAAGGAAGUAAUCCUAAAUUGGUGGAAUUGUUGUUGGCCAGUGGUGCUCGAGAGCAGGACGUUCGGAGUGCUUUGGCCAUCAGUAUAAAGAGAGGAGACAGCCAGAUCAUCAGCUUGCUCUUAAAGAAGCUUAGCCUUGAUGUCACCAACAGCAGUAUUUGUCUUGGAGGAUUUGGUUUUGGCAGAUUAGAGCCUUCCUGGCUCAUUCCUUUGUUCCCAGAUAAACUUACUCAAACAAGAAAACAGAAUGCAGGUUCUGCACUGGCAAGGAUGGUGCUCAAAUUCCAGAUGAAGAAUAUUUCAGAGGAUAGAUCAAGAGCCUCCUCUGAUCCAAACUUGUCUGAAGAUGGAGUGGACAGAAACUAUGACUGGAAUUUCAUACCUGACCCGUUAGUGGACAGUAUUUUUCCUUUGUGUGAUGAUAUUGAUAGUGAAGGAAGUGAAGGCCCACUUUUUACAAAAAAGAAGUCCAAUUCCAUUGCAGUUGCUGAUUUAUAUUGUAGGGAAAUGGCAUGUCAGAGAGCUUCUCCUACUUUGAUGCGACAUUCCUACUCUGUGGGACCUGGCUCAGAUUAUGAACCAUUAAUGAAACAAAGACGAAAAUUCUUGCUCUCAGAUGAAUCCCCCAAAGGCAUCUCAAAAUUGUCAUCACAUAUAAGAUCAUCAGACAGUCUUUCUUCAUUGAUCUCAGAGAAAGAGUAUAUUAAAUCACUAGAUCUUUCAUCAAAUGAGCUGGAGAACAUUGAUGCUAUCAGCCAGAACAGCUGCUUAAUAAGUCAUCUGGAACACCUUGAGAAACUGGAGCUCCAUCAAAAUGCUCUUACAAACAUUCCAGAACAACUGUGUGAAAACUUGAAAUGCCUGACUUACCUGGACUUGCACAGUAACCGAUUCACGGCUUUCCCGCCGUACUUACUGAGGAUGAAUUGUAUCACAAACCUCGACAUCUCACGGAAUGACAUCGGCCCUUCCUUUGCUCUGGAUCCCAACCUCAGAUGUCCAACUCUAAAGCAACUCAACCUUUCAUACAAUCAGCUGGUGUGCACUCCUGAAUUUCUUACAAGUGUUGCUGAAAAUCUGGAACAGCUCUCGCUGGAAGGAAACAAAAUUUCUUGCUUAUGUUCACCCCUAUGCUUGAAAGACCUGAAAAUUUUAAACAUUAGUAAGAACAGUAUUUCAUCCCUUGCUGAGAAUGUCUUCAUGGGCUGUACAAAACUGGAGCAGUUCAAUGCCAGGAUGAAUGUUCUUGAAAAGAUACCUGACUUGUCAUCCAGCAUAACAAGUUUAAAAUUAUCCCAGAAUUGUUUUCUUAAUGUUCCAGAAGCUAUUCUUCUUCUACCACAUUUGAGAUCAGUAGAUUUAAGCCAAAACAAGAUCACAAGCCUGCCUGGACCAAUGCACUGGAAAUCACUAAAUUUAAGGGAGCUCUUAUUUAAUCAUAAUGAAAUAGAUGUCUUGGACUUGAGUGAAAAGGCAUGUGCAUGGUCUAGGCUAGAAAAGCUACACCUCUCCCACAACAAGUUAAAGGAGAUUCCUCCUCAGAUUGGCUUCCUAGAGAACUUGACUUCUCUGGAUGUAAGUCAUAAUCCUGAUUUGAGAUUCUUUCCUGAUGAAAUGGGAAGACUGUCCAAAGUCUGGGAUCUUCCUUUGGAAGGACUCCAUCUUAAUUUAGACUUCAAGCAUGUGGGAUGCAAAGCCAGAGACAUUAUCAGAUUUCUUCAGCAGCGACUGAAGAAGGCAGUGCCUUAUAACAGAAUGAAGCUCAUGAUUGUUGGGAACACUGGCAGUGGGAAAACCACCCUGUUGCAACAGCUCAUGAAAAGCAAACGAACAGAACUGGGCUCUCCAAAAGCUACAGUAGGCAUUGAUGUGAAAGACUGGAUCAUUCAAGGGAAAGGCAAAAUGAAGAAGGAGCUUAUAUUAAAUGUGUGGGAUUUUGGAGGACAAGAGGAGUUCUACAGUACCCAUCCUCAUUUCAUGACCCAGAGGGCUUUAUAUCUUGCUGUUUAUGAUCUCAGCAAAGGACAAGCAGAGGUGGAUGCUAUGAAGCCAUGGCUUUUUAACAUCAAGGCUCGAGCAUCAACAUCCCCUGUGAUUCUUGUUGGCACUCAUCUGGAUGUUUCUGAUGAAAUGCAGCGUAAGGUCUGCAUGAGUAAAAUCACCAGAGAGCUGCUGAACAAGCGAGGCUUCCCAGCAAUCCAGGAUUACCACUUUGUUAAUGCCACAGAAGAAUCUGAUUCCAUCAUCAGACUUAGGAAAAUCAUCAUAAAGGAGAGUCUUCACUUCAAGAUCAGAGAUCAGCCAGUGGUUGGUCAGCUAAUUCCUGACAGCUACCUGGAGCUGGAAAAGAGAAUUUUGCUGGAACGUAAAAACGUCCCAGUGGAAUUUCCUGUAAUUGAUCAGAAGCGCUUGCUGGAACUGGUACAAGAAGGCCAGCUACAGCUGGAUGAAAAUGAACUCCCUCAUGCCAUUCACUUUCUGAAUGAAUCAGGUGUUCUCCUUCAUUUCCAAGACCCAGCACUUCAGCUGAGAGAUCUGUAUUUUGUAGAUCCAAAGUGGCUGUGUAAAAUCAUGGCACAGAUUCUCAUGGUGAAAGUGGAAGGCUGUUCUAAAUACCCUAAGGGAAUUGUGAAGCGUUCAGAUGUGGAAAAAUUCCUUUUGAAGAAGAGCAAGUUCCCUAAAAUCUAUAUGUCACAAUACUUUAAGCUUCUGGAAAAGUUCCAGAUUGCUUUGCCAUUAGGAGAGGACCAACUACUAAUCCCAAGCAGCUUGUCUGAUCACAGACCUGUUAUAGAGCUUCCUCACUGUGAAAAUUCUGAAAUUAUCAUCAGGCUUUAUGAGAUGCCAUACUUUCCCAUGGGAUUUUGGUCCAGGCUCAUCAACAGGUUGCUUGAGAUAUCUCCUUACAUGCUCUCAGGAAGAGAGCGAGCUCUUCGUCCUAACAGAAUGUACUGGAGACAAGGCAUCUACUUGAACUGGUCUCCUGAGGCUUAUUGUCUAGUGGAGUCAGCAGUAUUUGACAACAACCCAGACAGUUUUUUGAAAAUCACAGCACCUUCUUGCAGAAAAGGGUGCAUCCUUUUGGGGCAAGUUGUGGAUCACAUAGAUUCUCUUAUGGAAGAAUGGUUUCCAGGUUUGUUGGAAAUUGAUGUUUGUGGUGAAGGGGAAACACUGUUGAAGAAAUGGGCUUUGUACAGCUUUCAAGAUGGUGAAGAACACCAAAAAAUACUACUUGAUGACUUGCUUAGGAAGGCUGAAGAAGGUGACCUUUUGGUGAAUCCAGAUCAACCAAGACAGACCAUUCCAAUUGCUCAGAUUGCUCCUGAUCUGAUACUGGCUGAUUUGCCUAGAAAUAUUAUGUUGAACAAUGAUGACCUGGAAUUUGAUGAAGCUCCUGAAUUUCUCUUGGGUGAUGGUGGCUUUGGAUCUGUGUACCGUGCAUCCUAUGGUGGUGAAGAGGUUGCUGUAAAGAUUUUCAAUAAACAUACUUCCCUCAGGCUCCUAAGACAAGAGCUUGCAGUGCUUUGUCACCUCCACCACCCCAGUCUGGUGUCUUUGCUGGCUGCUGCAAUCCGUCCCCGGAUGCUGGUGAUGGAAUUGGCCCUCAAAGGAUCUCUUGAUCGUUUGCUUCAACAGGAAAAUGCAAGUUUGACUAGAACACUGCAGCACAGGAUAGCUCUACAUGUAGCAGAUGGCUUAAGGUACCUGCAUUCAGCAAUGAUCAUCUACCGUGAUUUAAAGCCUCACAAUGUGUUGCUCUUUACCUUAUAUCCCAAUUCAGCUGUUAUUGCAAAAAUAGCUGACUAUGGCAUUGCCCAGUAUUGUUGCCGAAUGGGAAUAAAAACCUCGGAAGGCACACCAGGAUUUCGAGCGCCAGAGGUUGCCAGAGGAAAUGUUAUUUACAAUCAGCAAGCUGAUGUUUAUUCAUUUGGCUUGCUGCUUUAUGACAUUUUAACAGGAGGAGGUAGAAUAAUGGAAGGCUUGAAGUUUCCAAAUGAAUUUGAUGAAUUAGCAAUACAAGGAAAAUUACCAGAUCCUGUCAAAGAAUAUGGGUGUUCCCCGUGGCCUGAAGUUGAAAACUUAAUUAAAAAGUGUUUGAAGGAAAACCCUCAGGAACGACCAACAUCUUGCCAGGUUUAUGAGAUCCUGAAUUCUGCAGAACUGAUCUGUUUGAUGAGAUAUGUCUCCAUACCUAGCACAUCUACAGCAGAGUGCAUGGUGGCUGCCAAUCAAAGCUGCAAGAAGGCAGGAGUCUGGAUAGGAAAUGGGAACACAGAAAAGGCACAGCUUUCAUUUGUUAACCUAAACACAGAUGGACAUACUUGUGAGGAUAUUGCAGACAGUAAAAUUAUAAGUUUGGCCUUAGUGACUCUUCCUACUGAGAAAGAAAACUGGAUUGUAGCAGGAACCCAGUCUGGUUCUCUGUGGGCAGUUAACACAGAAGAUGAAACAAGAAGGCAUCGUCUGCAGAAAAUGUCAGAUUCUGUCACUUGUUUGUACUGUAAUUCUCUUUCAAAGCAAAGCAAACAGAAGAAUUUCUUCUUGGUAGGCACAGCUGAUGGCAAACUGGCAGUUUUUGAAGACAGAGCAGUAAAGUGUAAGGGUGCUACACCUUUGAAGAUACUGACAAUAGGAAAUGUUAGCACACCCCUGAUGUGCUUAAAUGAAUCCUCAUGCUUCUCUGAAAAAAAUGUCAUCUGGGGAGGCUGUGGAACAAAAAUCAUUGCCUUAACCAGUGACUUCUCUGUUCAAAAGCUCAUUGAAACAAAGACAAGUCAACUGUUCUGUCAUAAUGCUUACAGUGAUGCAAACAUUAUUUCAAUAGCAAUAGACAAAUCCAUCUACUUGGCAAAGAAAAACAGCCAUUUUGUGGAAAUCUGGGACAAGAAAACAGAAAAACUUUCUGAAUUAAUUGACUGUGCACAUUUUCUGAAGAACAAAGUGGAAAAAUUAAAUAAGGAAUCAAAACACAAACUGGCUUAUUCAGGAAGAGUGAAGACCAUUUGUCUGCAGAAGAAUACUGCACUGUGGAUAGGGACAGGAGGAGGACACAUCUUGCUGCUUGAUUUGUCAACGCGUCGUCCUGUACGAGUUAUAGACAAGUUCUGUGACUCUGUUCGAGUCAUGGUAACAGCUCAGCUGGGGAGUCUCAAGAAUGUUGUCCUUGUUUUGGGAUAUUGCUAUAAAAGUGACACCGAAGACAACAAAUAUCACAAAGAGUUACAAUCCUGCGUGUCAGUGUGGGACAUCAACCUGCCCCAUGAAGUGCAAAACCUGAAAAAACACAUAGAAAUGAGACAGGAAUUAGCAGAAAAAAUGAAGAGCUUUUCUUUGGACUGAAAAGUCACCCUGCAAGUGCCAUUUUUUUUCUAGUCUUCCAUCUUAACAUACUGUGCAAUAUUUACAACUUCUUCUUCCUGUUAUUUUUAACCUAAAGCAGGAAGAAAAUUACCAUGAGAGUAUUCAUAGGAUGCCAAGAAGAAAGAAGUUAUUUUUAAUAUUUGAAAGGACAGAAAACUGUUGGGAAUUUCUGAUUCUAAAAUGCUAUCAUGGAUCUGUUGUUUACCUGUGAAGUUCUGCUCUCUGCAACUAUGGCUCAACUUAGGUAUAACAUCGUUCAUUCAGUUUUUGAUCCCAGUUAAACUGGGAAUAAGCCAGUAUUAUAAGUGGCUCUAAUUUACUUCAUUAUCUCUAUGAGUUGACACUCUAAUAAGAAGCAAAAUUUAAGCCUCUGUGUGCUUACUGCACUUUGCAUGUAUGAGUUUGCUCCUGUGAUUCAUGGUUUAGUAAUGUCAGAGCUCGUGACCCUGUGAAAAAACAUCAUCUAACAGCACUGUUUAAAGGAAUAUGUAAUUACUACAUUACUCUUUAAAACAACAGGCAGAAUUGUCUGUGUUUCUUCCAUGAAUAAAUGACUUUUUUUUUCCAUUAUGACCAGAAAAAAACCCCAUUGUGCUACUCUAAUAAAAUAGCUCCAGGUUAAACACACGGUGAGGCCUCCUCACGUCGGUGCCCUCGUGCAGCGCUGCAGUCACAGCACUGGGCUGGGAACAGUGCCAGGCACAAAACUCCCUUGGGCAGCUCUCUGGGAAGAGAGAAGGGAAAGCACGGGGUCACUGCUCUGGUCUAAAUGCUGCUAUGACUUGCUCUUAGUCCAACUUGCUUGUUUGCUUACCUCAGUCUAAAAAAAGGGGAGCUUUUGCUUUGAUUUUUCUAACAUGCAAAGUUUCCACUUACUCAUUCUUGUUGGAAUUUGUGUUGUUUGGGGGGAUAAUCAGGGGAACCUUGAGGAGUGUAAGAACUGGCUGCCUCUUCCAAAUUUGUUUCUACACAUCAUCAUUCAAGAGUCACUUUUUGCUACUUUCUGGCUGUAAGUGCAAGCUGCUGCUUACAGCCCACACUGACCUGCUCUAAGGACGUGCCUUAUUUCUGUCCUCCUGAAGACAGACACUUCUUUUUUUGAUGCCAGAAGAAUCCACAGGGUGCUCCCAAAAACCUCAGGGAGUGGAGCAUCCAGAGCCAUUCCUGAGUCUAGGGAGCUGAACAAGGUUGAGCAACCAAAAAGUUCUCAGUUUUUUGUUUGGUUUUUUUUGUGUUUUUUGUUUGUUUCUUUCUUUUUGGAAAAUUACAUACUGGGACAACAGCAUUUCUUGUGUCCAACUCUAGCAUUGAUCUAUUUUCUGCCAGUUGUGGAAUGCAUACUCAGGAUUCUUUUCAGAUAUGCAUCCCAGUUUCUAUGAAUUCUUGUAAUCUGUGUACUGAGAAGAAUUUGCUAUUUAUAUGGGAUUUUAUAACUCAGAAAAUAUAUAUUAUGUUAGAAUGAAUAUGGUUGGUUUUUUU